CAGAAGUGAGGAGGAUCUGAGCUCCUCCCCCUAAUAGGGCGGUUUUGUUUAAAUACUCCAGCGAGCCCUGUUCAGGAUAACUUGGACAGUCCCUCUGUGGAGUACUCUUCAGAUCCCAGCCUCCAGGUGAAAAGCAUCUGUCAGCUUCUCCUAAACUAACUUCAAGAUGUCCAAAAAAGCCUUGAGUGAGGAUGAGAAGUUCCUCUAUUUGGACAAGGACUUCAUCAACAGUCCUGUGGCCCAGGCUGACUGGUCUGCCAAGAAGCUGGUGUGGAUCCCCUCUGAAAAGCAUGGGUUCGAGGCCGCCAGCAUCAAGGAGGAGCACGGCGAUGAGGUGCUGGUGGAACUGGCGGACAAUGGCAAGAAAGUGACAAUCAACAAGGAUGACAUCCAGAAGAUGAACCCACCCAAGUUCAGCAAGGUGGAGGACAUGGCGGAACUGACCUGCCUGAACGAGGCCUCUGUGCUUCAUAACCUGCGAGAGCGCUACUUCUCUGGGCUCAUCUAUACCUACUCAGGCCUGUUCUGUGUGGUGGUGAACCCAUAUAAGAUGCUGCCCAUUUACUCCGAGAAGAUCAUCGAAAUCUACAAGGGAAAGAAACGUCAUGAGGUGCCACCACACAUCUAUGCCAUCACCGAUAACGCCUACAGGAACAUGAUGCAAGAUCGUGAGGACCAGUCUGUCCUGUGCACAGGGGAGUCUGGGGCUGGAAAGACUGAGAACACCAAGAAGGUCAUCCAGUACCUGGCCACAGUGGCCUCCUCUCACAAGGGGAAGAAGGACUCCAGCGUUCCACAAGGAGGAUCUCUAUAUGCCUACGGGGAGCUGGAGAAGCAGCUUUUGCAGGCCAACCCUAUUCUGGAAGCCUUUGGAAACGCUAAGACCAUCAAGAAUGACAACUCCUCUCGAUUCGGCAAGUUUAUCCGCAUUAACUUUGAUGUGACAGGCUACAUUGUGGGAGCCAACAUCGAGACGUACUUGCUGGAGAAGUCCCGUUGUAUCCGGCAGGCUAGGACUGAGAGGUCCUUCCACAUCUUCUACUACAUGGUGGCUGGAGCGAAAGACAAGCUGUGUGAGGAGUUGCUGCUGGAGAGCUUCAACAACUACCGCUUCCUGGUGGCUGGACAUGUGCAACUCCCAGGGCAGCAGGACGAUGAGAUGUACCUUGAGACGAUGGAGGCCAUGAACAUCAUGGGCUUCACAGAGGAAGAGCAGAUUGGUGUCCUGAAGGUGGUCUCUAGUGUGUUACAACUUGGUAACAUUGAAUUCAAGAAAGAGAGGAACCAAGAGCAAGCAACAAUGCCAGAUAACACAGCUGCCCAGAAAGUGUGCCACCUUCAGGGCAUCAAUGUGACCGAUUUUACCCGCGCCAUCCUCACGCCACGUAUCAAAGUCGGCCGAGAGGUGGUGCAGAAGGCACAGACCAAAGAACAGGCUGAUUUCGCUAUAGAGGCCCUUGCCAAGGCAAUGUAUGAACGACUCUUCCGCUGGAUCUUGACACGUGUCAACAAGGCCCUUGAUAAGACAAAACGUCAAGGGGCGUCCUUCUUGGGUAUCUUGGACAUUGCUGGAUUUGAGAUCUUUGAGGACAAUUCCUUUGAACAGCUGUGCAUCAACUACACUAAUGAGAAGCUACAGCAGCUGUUCAAUCACACCAUGUUCAUCCUGGAGCAGGAAGAGUAUCAGAGGGAAGGCAUUGAGUGGAACUUCAUUGACUUUGGCCUAGACUUGCAGCCCUGUAUUGAAUUGAUUGAAAGACCGAAUAAUCCACCAGGCAUCCUUGCCCUCCUGGAUGAGGAAUGUUGGUUCCCAAAAGCCACAGAUAUCUCAUUUGUGGAGAAGCUCUUUAACACACAGGGCAACCACUCCAAGUUUGCCAAAUCAAAGCAGCUGAAGGACAAGACUGAGUUCUCCGUUCUCCACUAUGCUGGCAAGGUCGACUAUAAUGCCACUGCUUGGCUGACGAAGAACAUGGACCCCCUUAAUGACAAUGUGACUGCAUUGCUUAAUAACUCCUCCAGCACGUUUAUACAAGAGCUAUGGAAAGAUGUGGACCGAGUGGUAGGACUGGAGACAAUAGCCAAGAUGUCAGACAGCUCCAUGCCCAGUUCGUCCAAAACCAAGAAGGGGAUGUUCCGCACAGUGGGCCAGCUCUACAAGGAGUCUCUGGCUAAGCUGAUGACCACCCUGCAUAACACCCAACCCAACUUUGUCCGAUGCAUUAUUCCCAACCACGAGAAGAGGGCAGGGAAAUUGGAUGCUAACCUAGUUCUGGAGCAGCUGAGAUGCAAUGGUGUGCUUGAGGGCAUUCGCAUUUGCCGGCAGGGAUUCCCCAACCGUAUCGUCUUCCAGGAAUUUAGACAGCGUUAUGAAAUCUUGGCUGCAAGUGCAAUUCCGAAGGGCUUUAUGGAUGGCAAACAAGCUUGCAUUCUCAUGAUUAAGCAUCUGGAUUUGGACCCAAACCUCUACCGCAUUGGUCAAAGCAAGAUCUUCUUCCGUACUGGAGUGCUUGCCCAGCUAGAAGAAGAGCGUGACCUGAAGAUCACAGUUAUCAUCAUUGCCUUCCAGGCACAAGCCAGAGGCUUCCUGGCCAGAAAGGCCUUCGCUAAGAGACAACAGCAGCUGACAGCAAUGAAGGUCAUACAGAGGAACUGUGCAGCCUACCUCAAACUACGCAAUUGGCAGUGGUGGAGACUCUUCACUAAGGUCAAGCCCCUACUGCAAGUGACACGCCAGGAAGAGGAGAUGAGCCUGAAAGAUGAAGAACUGAACAGGAUCAAAGAUCAGGCACAAAAGACAGACACAGAGCUGAAGGAGAUCACACUGAAGCACACACAGGUGCUGGAGGAGAGAAACCAGUUGCAGGAGCAGCUGCAGGCUGAGACAGAACUGUAUGCAGAGGCUGAGGAGAUGAGGGUACGUCUGUCUGCCAAGAAGCAAGAGCUGGAGGAGAUCUUGCAUGAGAUGGAGGCACGACUGGAAGAAGAGGAGGAUCGUGGCCAAGCCAUACAAGUGGAGAAAAAAAAGAUGCAGCAGCAGAUACAGGAACUGGAAGAACAUCUUGAGGAGGAGGAGGAUGCCCGUCAGAAGCUUCAGCUUGAGAGAGUCACUGCAGAUGGAAAGAUCAAAAAGCUGGAGGAUGACAUCUUGAUCAUGGAGGACCAUAACAGUAAACUGCUCAAGGAGAGGAAGCUUCUGGAGGAGCGGGUAGCAGAUUAUAGCACCAACCUGGCAGAGGAAGAAGAAAAAUCAAAGAACCUGACCAAGCUGAAGAACAAACACGAGUCUAUGAUAUCCGAGCUGGAAGUGCGUUUGAAGAAAGAGGAGAAGGGCCGGCAAGAGCUGGAAAAAACCAAGCGCAAGCUGGACGCUGAAUCCAAUGACCUGCAAGAGCAGAUUGCUGACCUGCAAGCCCAAAUUGCUGAGCUCAAAGCACAGCUGGCCAAGAAGGAAGAGGAACUGCAGGCCACCCUAGGAAGACUCGAAGAUGAGACAACCCAGAAGAACAAUGCCCUGAAGAAGAUCCGGGAGCUGGAGGGACACAUCUCAGACCUGCAGGAGGACCUGGAAUCGGAGCGUGCUGCUCGCAACAAAACAGAGAAGGCCAAACGCGACUUGGGAGAGGAGCUGGAGGCCCUCAGGUCUGAGCUGGAGGACACACUGGACAGCACAGCUACGCAGCAGGAGCUUCGGGCAAAACGAGAGCAGGAAGUGACGCUGUUAAAGAGGGCGAUGGAGGAAGAAAGCCGUUCACAUGAGGCACAAGUGCAGGAGAUGCGGCAGAAGCAUACGCAGGCUGUGGAGGAGCUCACUGAACAGCUCGAGCAGUCCAAGCGGGUUAAAUCUAACAUAGAGAAGGCAAAACAGGCACUGGAAAAGGAGUCCUCGGAACUGAGCGUGGAGGUGCGCUCACUGACCCAAGCAAAGCAGGACCUGGAGCACAAGAGGAAGAAGGUGGAAGGCCAACUGACUGACCUGCAGUCCCGCUUCAAUGACAGUGAGAGGCAAAAGGCAGAGCUUGGAGAGCGUGUCUCCAAGGUCACUGUGGAACUCGACAGCGUGACAAAUAUUCUCAAUGAAGCAGAAGGCAAGAACAUCAAGUUAAGCAAAGAUGUGGCAAGUCUGACCUCCCAAGUUCAAGAUGUACAGGAGCUGCUUGCAGAGGAGACACGGCAGAAGUUGAGCUUUUCAACUCGCCUCCGCCAGACAGAAGAUGAACGAAACUCACUUCAGGAACAGUUAGAUGAGGAGGUGGAGGCCAAGAGGACUGUGGAAAGGCAUGUCUCCACCCUCAAUAUACAGUUGUCAGACACAAAGAAGAAGCUGGAGGAGUUCGUCAGCAAUGUGGAACUUCUAGAGGAAAGUAAAAAGCGUCUACAGAGAGACUUGGAGGCAGCCAACACACAGUUUGAUGAGAAGGCCUCAGCCCAUGAAAAGCUGGAGAAGACAAAGAACCGCUUGCAGCAAGAGCUGGAGGAUCUUCUGGUAGACCUAGACAACCAGAGGCAGCUGGUGUCCAACUUGGAGAAGAAACAAAAGAAGUUUGACCAGAUGCUUGCUGAGGAAAAGAGUGUUUCCAGCAAAUAUGCAGAUGAGCGUGACCGUGCUGAAGCUGAGGCUCGUGAGAAAGAGACCAAGGCAUUGUCCCUAGCUCGGGCCCUGGAGGAAGCUCAGGAGUCACGUGAAGAACUGGAGAGAGUCAAUAAGGCCCUACGCACAGAGAUGGAAGACCUGGUCAGCUCCAAGGAUGAUGUGGGCAAGAAUGUACAUGAACUAGAGAAGUCAAAGCGCGGACUGGAGGCACAGGUAGAAGAGAUGAAGACCCAGCUGGAAGAGCUGGAGGAUGAACUCCAGGCAGCUGAAGAUGCCAAGCUUAGGCUGGAGGUCAACAUGCAGGCUCUCAAAGCCCAGUUUGAAAGAGAUCUGCAGGGCAGAGAUGAGCAAGGCGAGGAGAAGAAGCGACAGCUGGUGAAACAGCUGCGAGAGAUGGAGACAGAGCUUGAGGACGAGCGCAAGCAGAAAGCCACGGUUUCAGCUGCCAAGAAGAAGCUGGAAGGAGACAUCAAGGAUCUUGAGGGUCAGAUUGAGGCAUCCAACAAAGGAAAAGAUGAGGCUAUCAAACAGUUGCGCAAGAUCCAGGCCCAGAUGAAAGACUUCCAGAGAGAACUAGAUGAUGCUCGUGCAGCCAGGGAAGACGUACUGACCUCUGCCAAAGAAAGCGAGAAGAAGAACAAGAGUCUGGAAGCUGAACUUAUGCAGUUACAGGAGGACCUAGCUGCAGCGGAGAGAGCCCGUAAGCAGGCUGAAGCUGAGAGAGAUGAGCUGGCUGAUGAACUAUCUAGCAACACAUCUGGAAAGUCAGCCUUGUCUGAUGAGAAGCGCCGGCUGGAAGCAAAAAUUUCCCAGUUGGAGGAGGAACUUGAGGAGGAGCAGGGCAACAUGGAGAUACUCAACGACAGGCUAAGGAAGAGCGUGCAACAGGCAGAACAGCUGAACAAUGAGCUCCAGGCUGAGCGUACUACAGCUCAGAAGAAUGAGAGUUCACGGCAGCAGCUGGAAAGGCAGAACAAAGACCUGAAAGCCAAGCUGCAGGAGAUGGAAAACCAGGUCAAAUCCAAGUUCAAGGCCUCUAUCACUGCUCUGGAAUCCAAGGUGCAGCAGCUGGAGGAACAGCUGGAGCAAGAAAGCAGGGAGAAACAGGCAGCUGCCAAGGGUAUGAAGCAGAAAGACAAGAAGCUGAAGGACUUGAUGAUCCAAGUCGAGGAGGAACGGAAACAGGCAGAGCAGUACAAAGACCAGGGAGAAAAGACCAACACACGGCUGAAACAGCUAAAGAGGCAGCUGGAGGAGUCAGAGGAGGAGUCUCAGCGUAUAACUGCUGCUCGCAGAAAGCUCCAGAGGGAGCUGGACGAGGCCACAGAAGCCAAUGACGGCCUUACCCGAGAGGUCAAUGCACUGAAGAACAAACUCAGACGGGGAAACGAGCCCUCGUUCAGCAGCGCACCGCGGCGCUCUGGGGGCGGCAGUCGUAGGGCAGUGAUUGACAACAUGGAAGCUUCUGAGGAGGAUGCAGACCUACAGGGGGACCUCAAUGGAACCAAGAGUGCUGACUAGAAGAGUCCACGCUUCACCUUCAGUAUUUCAUUCCCAGUUCAUUGCUAUUUUCUCAGACAAAUGUGCUUACCGGUUAACACAAAUCAAACCAGGCAUAUAACAAUGUAACCACAGUUCUACACUGCAAACUCUCAACCAGACAGAUGCCUGAGUCAUUUGGAACAUCGUAUACCACUACUACUGAAUGCCAGAAAUGUGUGCAUUCUCGUGGCAAAAGCAAAAGAUUCAAAUUGAGGUUUGAGUUGUUCGCAUCUUGUUUGAUUUUCUGUCCUGUGCUGCACUUUUCUAUUCUGCGCUCUUAAAUCAUUACAUUCCUUCUCUGCAAACGUGAAACAUUACAGCCUCCAGAUACAGUGCUGCUGUUAGUCCCCGUUUUCUGCAGGUAACAUCAUUUGCUUUUGGAACGGCACCUUAUAUAACACAAUAGAUAAAAUCACUCAGGUAACAUCCCACAAAAUAUCAGAAUCUUGGUUAACUGUACUCAUGUAUAGUUGAGGACCGAUCAAAUUAAACAAAGGUCCUCCUACUCAGUUUUAAUGUAAUAAAUGAUUUAGUAAAAUAUUUAAAAAAAAAUAUAUUAGAAAAACAUGUAGUUAGUGUAAUAUAAGCCCCCACUUACCACAACUGCUGUGACUACUUAAAUGAAUUCUGACUGGUUCACGUAAGAGAUAUAUAUCCCUCAUUUUCAGUGUUGCAUUUAAUAAACUCAGAAAACUUUUAUCCACAUCCAACUACUCAACAUUGGGCCUUCAUUUUGAAAAUAAUUGUAGGGUUCUUCUGAAUAGUUAUAUUUGAUAACUAGAAAACAUAAAUAGGUUUCUCAUUGGGAAUCUUACCUACAUAUUUAUGAAAACACCAUAAACCUCUGAUGGCCCAACCAGGUGUGCUGAAGGAGUUUAAGAGGCUGUCAUAUUGCAUAAUUUUAUUCCUUUGAGUGCAUGGUCAAUGUCUAAGCCUGUUUUUAAAGAGCUAAUAGAUUCCACUCAGUUUAAUGAGACCUGUUCAAAUGACUGGUUAUGAAAUAUAGCAACAUAAGAUCUCAAACACCGGUUCAUGCAAAUGUCUGUUGUAUGUUAUUUUCACAAUAUUCCAUUAAAUUCAUAACAAUUAGGAUGUAUUUUGUGUGCCUUAAAAAGCUUAUGCUGCAAUGGUUAGGAACAAAAUAUCCUUUCAAAGAAUACAUUACCAUGUUGUAAAUUUAGUAAUCUAGGCUUUGAAUUUCACGAAAAAGAAUGCCCCUCCUCUUAUUGGGUCAGGCAUUUCAAAGAAUGUAACUACCAAAUAAUCAAUGCAACCUUAUUAGAACAUUAAUAUUUUAAAAUGUAUUUGUUCAGAUAUAACACAGAUUCACGUACUGAUCACUAUUCCAGUUGAAUUACCCCAAUUUUCCUUCGAUUAAACUGACAUUAACAUGUCACUUAUCGCAAUGUAUUUGUGAACCACUUGCACGUAAAAUAAAGUGUGUCAACACAA
Molecule: messenger RNA, 7588 nt
Organism: Paramormyrops kingsleyae
Lineage: Eukaryota; Metazoa; Chordata; Actinopteri; Osteoglossiformes; Mormyridae
Product: myosin-11-like
Biological process (GO): actomyosin structure organization
Cellular component (GO): cytoplasm; myosin filament; myosin II complex
Molecular function (GO): ATP binding; actin filament binding; microfilament motor activity
Source: RefSeq, a predicted model, not a curated record